AUGAGUUCAGAUUGUUUUCGGAUUAGAAAGAUUUUAGAAGAGAACUGGAACGUAAUUCAAGGAAAUCAAGACAUUAUUAAAGUUGUUGGUUCUAAACCCAACUUUGUGUUUCGAAAAAACAACACAUUGAAAAUGAUUUUAGAGAGAGCUAGUACUCAUAAUACGGUGUCCACUAUUAGUAGUAAAAAAGGAAAACCUUCCCCUCCAUCAAUUUCUGGACCAAAUCAGCAAGUUUGGCUUAACUCAUAUGUGACAUUAAGCUGUCUGUCAGCAGGAUUUUACCCUAAAGAGAUCAGCAUUACUUGGUGGCAGAAUGAGAUGGAGUUUCAGAACGAAACAAUAACUGUCUCUUCAUAUAAUGGAAACAAGACAUAUGAAGUACAAAGUAACAUCACAGUUCAAGCAAAAAUCGACUCAUCAUUUACAUGCAGAAUUAAUCAUACAGCAUUACAGCAACCUAUGAAUUCAACCUUCCAAAUAACUAAUAUUGUGAAUGAUCCUUCCUCUCCAUCAAUUUCUGGACCAAGGGAGCGAGUCUUGCUAAAUACAAGCAUGGCAUUAACCUGUACAUCAGAAGGAUUUUACCCAAAAGAUAUCAAUGUUACCUGGUGGCAGAAUGGAGCUGAGAUUAAAGAAUCCAAGCAAGAUGUUACUUUAUAUGGAAUAAACCAGACAUACAAAGUACAAAGUAACAUCACUGUUCCAGGAAAAAUAGACUCAACUGUUACCUGCAGAAUUAAUCACAGAGCAUUACAGCAGCCUAAAGAGGCGAUCUUCAACAUGAAUGAUUUAUUGAAAGGAAUACCUUCUCAUCCAUCAAUUUCUGGACCAACAGCACAAGUAGUGCUUAAUACCAAUGUGACCUUACGCUGUGCAUCACAAGGAUUUUAUCCACGAGAGAUCAAUGUUACCUGGUUACAGCAUGGCAGGGAGCUUCAGGGUUCCACAUCAGAUAUACAUUUAUAUGGCAAAGAGAAGACAUACCGAGUACUAAGUAACAUCACUGUUCCAGCAAAAAUAGACUCACCUGUUACCUGCAGAAUUAAUCAUACAGCAUUAGACCAACCUGUAAAUUCAACCUUUGAAAUGAAUAGUAUUGUGGAAGGUAAGCUGUCUUUUCUUAUUUAA
Messenger RNA from Protopterus annectens (West African lungfish), 1128 nucleotides. Its product is annotated as tyrosine-protein phosphatase non-receptor type substrate 1-like. NCBI's taxonomy places the organism in Eukaryota, Metazoa, Chordata, Ceratodontiformes, Protopteridae. The coding region runs from base 1 to 1128 and encodes 375 amino acids. The record is from RefSeq and is a predicted model, not a curated record. The transcript is spliced from 4 exons.